GUCUUACACCAAACAUUCUGUUUGAUAUUGGUUAUGGCGAAGAAAAUUCAUGACAAAGUAUAGAUGUCUAACAAAAUAACAACAAAACUAAGAACACUUCGCAUCAGCAUUCCUUCCUUAUAAGAUGGAUGUUCUUUGCCUUUUAUGAAGUUACGCUCGAACAAACCAUAUUAAGCCGUGGUAUAUAGCUACAGAAGGUGGUUCCGGUAUCGCUUCCUUAAAUUAACGUCUUGGAAUGGUAGAACAACAGUAAGCAUUUCCGAAAGAGGGAAACGUAUGUUCUGUUGGUAAAAUUACCCAGUCAACAUAUACACGCCAAGGCUAGAAGAUAGGUAAUACGAGUGGGUUGCGAUAGCAACUGGUAACUUUCAUACGACCAAAGAUGCGCGAAAUUGCUCAUAUUCAAGCUGGACAAUGUGGAAACCAAAUAGGAGCGAAGUUCUGGGAAGUAAUUUCUGAUGAACAUGGCAUAGACCCGACUGGCACGUACCAUGGAGAUUCUGAUUUACAACUGGAACGCAUAAAUGUGUACUACAACGAAGCAACAGGUGGGAAAUACGUACCACGAGCCAUUCUCGUGGACCUGGAGCCUGGUACUAUGGAUUCGGUCAGAUCUGGGCCAUUUGGACAGCUAUUUCGCCCAGAUAAUUUCGUAUUUGGGCAGAGUGGAGCAGGCAACAAUUGGGCGAAGGGACAUUACACGGAAGGAGCUGAACUGAUGGAUUCCGUGCUUGACGUUGUGAGGAAAGAAGCAGAAAGUUGUGACUGCCUUCAAGGGUUCCAGCUAACACAUUCUCUCGGUGGUGGAACUGGUUCUGGCAUGGGAACGCUGCUGAUAUCGAAAAUAAGAGAGGAGUACCCUGACCGCAUUAUGAACACUUUCAGUGUUGUGCCAUCACCUAAGGUCUCUGACACAGUUGUCGAACCAUAUAAUGCGACCCUCUCCGUCCAUCAGCUGGUUGAGAACUCUGACGAGACUUACUGCAUCGACAACGAGGCUCUGUAUGAUAUAUGCUUCCGUACAUUAAAACUCACUACUCCGACUUAUGGAGAUCUCAACCACUUAGUGUCUGCAGCAAUGUCCGGGGUAACAACAUGUCUCAGGUUCCCAGGUCAGUUAAAUGCUGAUCUUCGCAAGCUUGCAGUAAAUAUGGUACCAUUUCCUCGCUUACAUUUUUUCAUGCCUGGGUUUGCUCCCUUAACAUCACGUGGUUCUCAGCAGUACAGAGCUUUAACUGUACCAGAACUCACACAGCAGAUGUUUGAUGCAAAAAAUAUGAUGACAGCUUGUGACCCCAGACAUGGCCGAUAUCUCACUGUGGCAGCCAUCUUCAGAGGGCGUAUGUCUAUGAAAGAGGUGGAUGAACAGAUGCUAAAUGUCCAGAACAAGAACAGCAGUUAUUUUGCUGAGUGGAUUCCAAACAAUGUUAAGACUGCAGUGUGUGACAUACCGCCUCGUGGUCUUAAAAUGUCAGCAACAUUUAUUGGGAAUUCCACAGCUAUUCAAGAACUCUUUAAACGCUUAGGUGAGCAGUUUUCAACAAUGUUCAAACGCAAGGCUUUCCUUCAUUGGUACACUGGUGAAGGUAUGGAUGAGAUGGAGUUUACGGAGGCUGAGUCGAACAUGAAUGACUUAAUUAGUGAAUAUCAACAGUACCAGGAAGCAACAGCUGAAGAAGAGGGAGAAUUUGAUGAAGAGGAAGAAGGAGAAGGAGAAGAAGCAUAAUUUCCAAAUUUUCAUGACAAUUUUCAUGUAUGUCCAUUAAUUCACAGUUUUUAGUGUUGUUCAAUCAAAUUAAAACCUGUUAACUUAUUGUUGAAGAUCUGAAUAAAUAAACACUCAUCAACCUU
Molecule: messenger RNA, 1851 nt
Organism: Schistocerca gregaria
Lineage: Eukaryota; Metazoa; Arthropoda; Insecta; Orthoptera; Acrididae
Product: tubulin beta chain
Exons: 8
Coding region: 383-1726 (447 amino acids)
Biological process (GO): microtubule cytoskeleton organization; mitotic cell cycle
Cellular component (GO): microtubule; cytoplasm
Molecular function (GO): GTP binding; structural constituent of cytoskeleton; GTPase activity
Source: RefSeq, a predicted model, not a curated record